Molecule: messenger RNA, 1551 nt
Organism: Peniophora sp. CBMAI 1063
Lineage: Eukaryota; Fungi; Basidiomycota; Agaricomycetes; Russulales; Peniophoraceae
Source: the annotation of a GenBank genome assembly
AUGGCGCUCACGACGAAUGCGAGGGCGAUCUUGUUAUCCGUUUUCAUCGCCUUUGGCGGCUUUCUCUUUGGCUAUGAUAUCGGUGUUAUCUCCGGAUGUCUGAUUAUGCCAGACUUCGUCGAGAGGUUUGGCGAGCCGAAUGGCAGCGGAGGCUUCGAGCUUUCAUCUUCACGACAAUCCAUCAUCACUUCAUUACUAUCAGCGGGAACCUUCGUCGGUGCUCUUGGUCAAGCUUUGACGGCUGACCGCUUUGGCCGCAAGCCCUCGAUCUUCAUCUGGUCGGCGAUCUUCACCGUCGGCACACUCAUCCAGACGGCAGCUCUCACUUCGCUCGCCCAACUUGUCGUUGGCCGCUUCAUUGCUGGUCUCGGGGUUGGCGCGAUGUCAGCUAUCGUACCGCUUUACAACGGCGAGACCGCACCGAAAAAGCUACGCGGCGUUUUGCUCGUCUUGUACCAGUUUCAGGUCAUCAUGGGCAUCAUGCUCUCUUACAUCAUUGACCUCGCCACGCACAACAUCCCGAGCUCUGCCAGCUGGAAGAUCCCUGUCGGUCUCCAGAUGCUCUGGGGUCUCAUCCUCAUGAGCGGUAUCCUCUUCUUGCCCGAGUCGCCUCGCCACCUCAUCUACCACGGCAAGGAAGACGUCGCACGCAAGAACAUCGCCAACCUCAACAACGUCCCACUCGACGACCCUAUUGUCGAAGAAGAGAUCUCGACGCUCAAGAUGGGUAUUGCCGCGGAGAACGAGGGCGGAAAGGUUGGAUGGUUGGAGUGCUUCUCGAGGCGCAACCAGUUGUGGAAGCGUACUUUGAACGGCAUGAUGCUCCAGUUUAUCCAGCAGCUCAACGGCCAGAACUUCUACUACUACUACGGCGAUACCUUCUUCAAGGCUGCCGGAACAACCAUGUCGCCGUAUGUGAUCCAAGUCGUGCUCGGCGCGGUCAGCGUCGCAGGCACCUUCCCUGCUUUUGUAGCCAUCGAGAGGCUCGGUCGUAGGAAAGGUCUCUUGAUCGGUGCUGCCGCUGAAGCAGUCUGCGCUCUAGUCGCCGGACUCGCGGGACACUACAUGCUGGCAAAGGGCAAUGUCGCGGCCGCUGACUUGACACCUCGCAACAAGGCUGGCGGUGAUAUUCUCAUCGUCUUCGCAGUGCUUCAAGUCUUCUUCUACAGCUGCUUCUGGGGUCCUCUGCCGUGGGUGUACUUGGGCGAGAGCUUCCCUCUUCGCGUGCGCUCAAAGUCAAUUGCUCUCGGCUCCGCUACGAAUUGGUUCUGGAACUUCAUGCUCUCGUACUUCAGUCCGCUCAUCACGGAAGACAUCGAUACCUUGAUUCUCCUCGUGUUCUUCGGCGUCCUCGUGUUCGGCUUCAUCUACGUGUACUUCAUGAUCCCCGAGUCACGUGGCCUGGCGCUAGAGUCUAUCGAUCAAAUGUACCGGGAGAACGUCAAGCCAUGGCGCUCUUCGAGCUGGAAGCCGCAUCUGUCGGAGGAGUACGAGGCGCGUCACCCUACGGACGUACGCGAGGACUACCAGACAGAGAAGGACAAGGCUUGA